CUUUCGGUUUCCCCCUCGGCCAUGGAUCGGGAGGUGCUGGCCCUGGGCGAGCAGCUGGCGGCCGAGGCCACCUGCCCGGUGUGCCUGGAGCUGUUCGCGCAGCCCGUGCUCACCGAGUGCGGGCACAGCUUCUGCGAGCGCUGCCUGGGGGCCGUGCUGGGGCAGCCCCCGCGCCCCGCCGCCUGCCCGCAGUGCCGCGCCCCGGUGUCGCCGGGCUCGCUGCGCCCCAACCGCUCGCUGGGCGCCGUGGCGGGGCUGGCGGGGGCCCUGGAGGAGGCGGCGCGGCGGCCCCGCUGCCCCGAGCACGGCGAGCCCCUGGCGCUGUUCUGCGAGCCCUGCGCGGCCCCGCUGUGCGCGCUCUGCCGGGACGGGCCCGCGCACCGCCCGCACCGCGCCCGCGCCGCGCACGGCGCUGCCACGGACCUGCGGGAGACACUCCAGAGCAACCUGGUUUUUCUGCAGAAAGCGAAGGAAGAAUUAAAGUCCAAAGGAGAGCCAAAAAGUGAUGAGCUGCUGCAUAGGGUGGCCUUGGAGGACGAGACGCUGCAGAACACCUUUGAGGAUCUGGAGAAGUUCCUGCAGGAGCAGAAGAAGGCCCUGCUGGCCCAGCUUGGCCCAGUGUCCCAGGAGCUCGUCAAGAGAUCCUCUGAAUACAACUCCAGUGUUGCAGAGCGGAGAUCGCUGCUGGACACGCUGAUUGCGGACAUCGAGAAGAAACGUGACCAGCCGGACGUGGAAUUCCUCAUGGACGUUGGCAAAAUCCUGAGCGGCUGUGAGGCAGCCAAGGCCCCGAUCCCAGAGGCGGUUUCCCCGGAGCUGCAGAGGACUGUUGAGACCCUCUCCGAGACGUGCCAGCUGGUGCUGGGCACAGUGGCCAAAUUCAAAGAGAACCUGCUGAGCAAGAUGGACAGGGAAAGGGAGAAGGUGACUCUGGACCCAGAGACGGCGAAUCCUUUCCUGAUCCUCUCUGCAGACCACAGAACCGUGCGCCUGGCAAAGGGAUUCCAGAUCCUCCCCCCAGAUAUAGACACCCCCCAGAGAUUCAUGGGCAGCGUCAGCGUGCUGGGCUCCCAAGGGUUCACGGCUGGGAGGCAUUACUGGGAGCUGGAGGUGGGGGGGGGGGACAGCUGGGCCGUGGGGGUGGCCCUGGAGUCCGUGCAGAGGAAGGACUCGCUCAGCAUGGCCCUGGGCAAGAUCUGGGCCCUGCGGCUGGGCUGGGAUGGCCAGUACACGGCGCUCCACGGGUUACCCGCCCAGCUGGUGCUGGAGGAAACCCCCCGGAGAAUCAGGGUCCACCUGGACUAUGAAGGGGGCCAAGUGACCUUCUACAACGCAGAGAAGAUGGUGCAGAUCUUGCAGUUCAAGACCUCCUUCACCGAGAGGGUCUUCCCGUAUUUUUGGCUGUGGUCAGCAGCAACCUUCAUCCGCCUGUGUGACUGAUGGGCUGGGGUGCCUCCCAGUGCCUGGCCGUGCCCUUGGCUGGCUGAGCGGGCAGGAAGCGUGGCAGUGACACAGCACCGUGCUGCAAACUCACCACAGCUCUGCACGGUGCUGCAU
Molecule: messenger RNA, 1557 nt
Organism: Empidonax traillii (willow flycatcher)
Lineage: Eukaryota; Metazoa; Chordata; Aves; Passeriformes; Tyrannidae
Product: E3 ubiquitin-protein ligase TRIM7-like
Exons: 7
Coding region: 22-1440 (472 amino acids)
Molecular function (GO): protein binding; zinc ion binding
Source: RefSeq, a predicted model, not a curated record